AGUUGCCAGGGUGACGCGGCGCGAGGAGGAGGUCGCUGUCGUCGACCGCCAGUCCAGUCCUGAGCUCCAGCGAGACACCGUCUCGGCAUCUCCCGGCUGGACCAGUGCGAUGUCCUCUAGCGGGCGGCCGGGGCGACGGUGGACUCUUUACCUCGACGUGGAGACGCGCGCACUUUCUCGCCCCAUCGCCUGAGGCCGGAGCGGGGGAGGAGGGACUAUUUUUGGAUCAUCGUAGACAGAGUUCUUGGCGGUGGUGGUGGGAGGCGGAAAGGACACCCCACCUCCUUUCCCCGAGCCUCUUUUCCUUUUUUCCUGAGCGUCCUGACGUUUUAGUGAUCGUCGUUAAAAAGGGUCGAGUCGCGCCCGUUUCCCCUUCCCUCGCCGGGCGAGCGGGUCUCGGGACCUCCAGCACGUGCGACAAGAUGUCGGCCGCGGCCGCGCUCUGCCUGCUCUCCGCUCUGCUGCAGGCCCGCUGCUGCUUCUCCCACAAAGACCGGUCGCCCGAGCUGCAGCCGCCGCGCAUCACGGAGCACCCGGUGGACCUGACGGUGCCGCGGCACGAGCCGGCCACGCUCAAGUGCCGCGCGGAGGGCGAGCCGGCGCCGCGCGUGCAGUGGUACAAGGACGGCGAGCCGGUGCGCACGCAGGCCAAGACUCCCCGCGUGCUGCUGCCCGACGGCUCGCUCUUCUUCCUGCGCGUGGCGCACGGGCGGCGCGAGACGGACGCCGGCGUGUACUGGUGCGUGGCGCGCAACCAGGCGGGCGUCGCGCGCAGCAGGAACGCCACUCUCAGCGUCGCCGUGCUGCGGGACGAGUUCCGGCUGGAGCCCAAGAACCUGCGCGCGACCCAGGGCGACUCCGUCCUUCUGGAGUGCGGCCCGCCCAAGGGCACUCCCGAGCCCACCGUCUUCUGGCGCAAGAACGGCCAGGUCAUCGAGCUGGCGGACAGCGACCGGUUCCAGAUUGUGGAUGGCGGGAACCUGCUGAUCCAAGACGUGCGGCAGAGCGACGCGGGGCAGUACCAGUGCGUGGCCAAGAACACCGUGGGCCUUCGGGAGUCGUCCAUGGCUGUGCUCGAGGUCCAUGUGAAGCCGUUCCUGGUGCGCGGGCCGCAGGACGCGGUGAUCCUGGCGGGCGGCAUCGCCAUCUUCCAGUGCCAGGUGGGGGGGGACCCGGCGCCAGACGUGACGUGGCGACGCACGGCCGGCGGCGGGGAGCAGCUGCCGGCGGGGCGGGCCCGGGCGCUGGGCGACCACAGCCUGCACGUGGAGGGCGUGCGGCCGGGCGACGAGGGCGAGUACACCUGCGAGGCGGGCAACGCCGCGGGCGCCCUCAGCGCCUCCGCCACGCUCACCGUGCACACUCCUCCGUCCAUCGUGGACCUGCCGGCGGACGUCGCUGCUGAAGAGCACGGGGACGCGGAGUUCAGCUGCAGAGUCGCGGGCGACCCGCGGCCGACGGUUUACUGGUCCAUGGGCGGCAGCAGCGCCCUCAUGUUCCCUGGGAUGAAAGGCAGCGGGUUCCUCGCCUCGAACGUGUCUGACGACCAGCGCCUCUCCCUCCAUCUUCAGGGCGUGAAGAGGAACGACUCGGGCUCGUGGGUGGCGUGCUGUGCCGUGAGUCCGGCCGGCUCGGCGGUGGGACGGGCCACUCUCACGGUCACCUCGCCGGAGGACCAGCCGCCGCCCAUCAUCGUGCUGGGGCCGGCCAACCAGACACUGCCGCUCAAGUCUGUGGCGGAGCUGCGCUGCCAGGCCCAAGGCAGCCCCCCGCCCGUCGUCACGUGGUACCACGACGGCCGGGCGGUCGUCCCGGGGCCCCGCCACAACGUCACCCAGGCUGGCCUGCUGCGCAUCGCAGAUCUGGAGAAGCAGGACCGCGGGCUUUACACCUGCGUGGCCUCGUCUCGCACCGGCAAGUCCACGUGGAGUGCGACGCUCCGUCUCGAGUUGCCGACCAACCCCAACAUCCACUUCUUCCGGGCCCCGGAGCCGGCCAUGUACCCCGGGGCCCCGAGCCGGCCCCACGUCGUCAACAAGACAGACACCUCUGUCACCAUCUCCUGGACCCGCAACAACAAGAUUGGGUCCUCUUCCUUGCUGGGAUACCAGGUGGAGAUGUUUGACCCGGGGCAGACGAGUGGCUGGACGGUGGUGGCCCACCAACUAGACGACACGGUGUACACCCAGCGCGGCCUGGUGCGCGGCGCUCGCUACCUGUUCCUGGUGCGCGCCGAGAACCUGCACGGCAUCUCCCCGCCCAGCCCCGUGGUGGAGGCGACCCUGGCGUCCCCUGACCCGGGCCUGCAGGAGGCCUGGGGCAGCCUGCUGGGGGGCCGUGUGGUCGAGCUGACGGACGCAGAGCCCGCCUCGCCCACGUCCGUGACGCUCACCUGGGAGGUGUUCAGCUCAGACUACGUAGAAGGAUUCUACGUGUACUCGCGCUGCCUGGACGCCAGGAACUCUACAGGAUUGUACACAACACAGAAGGUGCCACAUUCUGGCGGCACGUCAAUAUGCGAAGUGACGGACCUGUCGGUUUUCAGUCGCUACGAGUUCUUCAUCGUUCCUUUCUUCAAGAGCGUCAAUGGCUGGCCAUCCAAUGCCAAGACAGUCCGCACUCUGGAUGGUUUGCCUUCCGAGCCACCCUCCCACUUGGAAGCUGUUCUGAUCAACUCCACAGCUGUGUACAUAAAGUGGAAGCCCCCGGCAAUAUCCUCGUACAAUGGAAUCCUCACCAGCUAUCAGGUGGUGAUAACGAGCGGGGGCAAGGGGGACGCCCAGGUGCUCAGCAACGUGUCGGUGGACGCGGCGACGCCGUCGCUGCUGCUCACCAACGUCACGGCCGGGGUGACGUACCUGGUGCGGGUGGCGGCGGUGACGCGGGCAGGAGCGGGGCCGGACAGCCCACCGGCCACGCUGCGGCUGGGGCCUGCCUCCAAGCUGUCCCUUAAGAACCAGCAGUACAGCUCGGAGGACGCAGAGGACCCUGAGGUGAGCCCCGCGGACUUUGUGACGGAGGCGUGGUUCGUGGCGCUGCUCAGCAGCAUGCUCACCAUCAUGGUGCUGCUGUUCGCCGCGAUGCUGUUCGUGCGCAGGAGACAGCUGCUGGGCAAGAAGGCCAAGCUGCCCGGCGGCUACCAGUCGUGCUCCAAUGGGGGAGUGAAGUGCGAGCCGGGGGAGGUGAAGGCAGAAGGGACGCUCGCCAAGCUGGCCGUUCCCCAAGUGCUGCCCUGCGAGAAGGGUCCAGAGCCCGGUGGCCGGGCGCCGGACGAAGACGAGGACAACUUCCCGGCGUACGCGGAGGUGGACGCCAACCACGUCCGCCUGAGUACCUUCCGCAGCCGCGGCCAGCCGACCUCCCCGGCCCCGUACGCCACCACCACCCUCGUCAACAGCUCCCGGGGCAACGUGGACUGGAGUUACGGCUACAUUCCUGCCAAUAGGAGUGAGUCUUCCAACUACCAGCUCCCGUCGACGCUCAACCGAAACGUGUACCUAAACUCGUCCUACCCCGUCAGCGAAGACUACAGUAAACUGCACGAAGAGGAUUCAGGGACGUCCACCUGCCUGGUGAUGGACCGAGAGCCCCUUCCGCCGCCCUUACCCUGCCAGCUGCCACCGUAUCAGCUGUCGUCGUUCUCAAACACUCUGCACAGGAAGCACUUCAGUCAGAACAUGCCGGCCUCCGUGCCGAAGCAGAGCUCGGAACUGAACCUGCCCAGCUCGUGCUGCUGCUCGUCUGCGUGCGAGGGCGUGGUGACCUUCCACCCCCACCAUGGCUCCCUGGGGGUGGUGGCGGGCCCGGGCGACGGAGAGGGGAGGCAGCUGUCCAGCUUCAAGGCCUCGCAGAAGAGCUCGCUGUCUGCGCCCGCCGCCCGGCCGUUCCACCCCGUGUACCACAAUGCUGGCGGCGGAGAGCUCUACCAGGCGUAGCAGAGGACUGGCCACUACUGAGGCCCGGUGGCGAACUCGGGUGAACCGGUGUCCGUCCUCGCGAGUGCCGGUGGACUGAGCCCUCCGACAGACGGUCGGUCGAUUCGGAAGCUACGAAUCAUCACCUCUCCCAGGCUCCGUGAACUGGUAUCCCGUUACCGCGGGCUAGGGCCAGCCAGCCUUAUUCGAACCGUUACGUCCACCACUUCCUGAACUGGAUUCCUGUAAUGUCCAGAGCCACUGACAGUAUUUCACUUACACUGAUUCCUUAGUUUGUGUCCUGUUACUUUACAGACAGACAUAAGCGUGUCACUUGGUCUCACUUCAGUUGGCAGCAUCAAGCUGUUGUAUUUCAUGAAACAGCAAGGUCACGGCUCCUGCUUUGUCGUUCAGCAAUAAACUAAAAAUACAAGCGAGUAUUUGGUACUGCAGGGUUUAGAGAAUUUCAAUUGAGUCAUUCUAAAUCAAAGGAUUGAAUGAUUGAUUGUAUGAGUUCUUCCCAGCAUUUACCUGCAGUGUCUCGUUUGAAAAAAACAGAUCUGAUUUUUUUAACUGGUUCAGUGAAUCUUUAAAGAGAUUUUGCACCCUUGUGUGUGAUAUGAGUACGUACUGUGCGUCCAGAUUUCAUGUGCAAGGUAGCGUGGUUUAAAAACAUUCCUCUUGUGUUUCAGGAUAUCCAUUUGGAAAACAUUGUGUCUAUGUUUGUAGGCUAGUACGAAGUUUUUAACAUACUUUAAGCAGAACUUGCUUUAAUCUAAAAAUUGUGGGAAUAAUUGAGCCAAAUUUUAGACUUUGUAAUGUAAAUCAGUAACUAUGAAUGGAAAACAAGCAUUAAAGAAACAUUACAGUAAUCUCUUCUCACAAAAAUUUCAGAAUUGUGGUUCAUUCUCAUACAUACACACAAAUCAGGUCAUUAUAAUUAUUUGAGUGAGUUACUCUGCUAGAUUUAAUAUGUGGCUUUCAUGACAGAGGUUAACUUUUGUUAUGGAAUAUAAUGUAUUAACUUGGUAAUAAAGAAAAUAUCUUGAAAUAGCAUUGGAAAAUGAUCAGUGCAGUAGUGUUGAUUGUGCAAAACCCAUGAAGCAAUUUAUGAAAUAAGUAAUAUAUGAGAAUGCCUCUUGAAUAGGACACAGUGUAGGGCCUAUAAAUUAUUUAUGUCGUACAGAGGAAACAUUACUUAGAGCUUUAUAGAUGACUUGCAGAGAUCAUGACAACUUUCCAUGUAAGGUGACUACAAAAUCGUACCCAAAACCUUUAAAUAAAAUUUCCUUACAACCUUUUUACAUCACAGGGUCAUUUUUAUAUAUAACAAGCAAAAUAAAAAAUGAUACACCGGAAUGUGUCAAUUUUCAUGUUAGGAAACUGAAAAUGUUUCACAGAUUUUUCACAAUUUGAUUGGUCUGAAAUGAGGCAUCAAAAAACAAAAUGAAAGUUAUAAAAGCCUGUUGGAAAUCAAAUUUCAUGAUAUCCAGGACUGUUACUGUAUAUUUUUGGACUUUUUUCAUGACUUUGUAGCCAUCCUGAUGUGUUAUCUUGUGUCUUGUGUAGCACUGGCUUCACUUUCAUGAUAGUCAGUGGCUAAGAACUGUGUUUCAAAUGUAAAACGUACAUGAUUGUUGAUUUGGCUUCAAAAAGAAGUAAUGUCCAUUUCUGGCCAACAAAGACUGCUAAUAAGACUCAAAAUUGCAUCUACAUAGUGAUAAAGUAAGUGUAAUAUUGUAAUCACAGUAAACGUGUGAUGAACCAGUAGAUAAUUACUCAGUAAAAGUAGAUUUUUGUGUUGGGAGACAAAUGAAAAUUCAGUUUUUGAAGCAUGGCGGAUGAAUGAGAAUGAAACAAGAUGCGUGCAUUAUAAGUGAACAAAUCGAAGACAGUUAACAUGUAGCUGUGAAUUGUAAGACUGAGCAGGAGUGCAUAUUUAGAAGCACAUGCAAUGCUCAGCCACCUUUGUGCAUAAGUAUGUCAGAUGGCAGGGUGCAGAGAGUAACAGAAAUAAAGAUACAAUACGAAGUGGGAGGAUGGGUUCUGUAAAGAUAUGAUGUGCACGCACCUGUAUUAAGACUGGUCGGUUCAGAGAAUGUGUGUAAUUUAUAGUGCUUAUAAUCCCAACUGUGACAGGCAUAUAUAUUGUGUGGGACAGGCAGCACUCUGGCAGCAUGGUAAAAUAUCAAGCAAGCUUUUAAUCUAACCAACAACUCUUAGUGUUACACAAAUAAUUAUGCCUGAGUGAAUAUCAGUUUUUUUUAGUUUGAAUUGAAUACAAAUGUGAAUGGCAAAUUAUUCUUGUAUAUAUAAUAUUGAAACUGAAUAAUAAGAAUGAGAAUUGGAAUCCGAUCAGAAAACCUUUUUAUUUUUAUAUUUCUGAAGAAAAAAAAUUGUUUUAUGGAGUUAACCUAACCUAAAUUAGCCAAUCUUAAAGCUAUUUACUGUACCUACAACUUUUAUUAUGUUCUGUUUAGCUUGUAAUCAAAAUUAAACUUUAUUUUGUGAUAAUUAUUAAAUGUAAAAUGAAAAUGUACUAUUUUUUGUAUAGAGUUUAAGUUGCUAGUAUUUGAACAGCUGAACAGAUCACUCAUGUCAACUCUCUUAUUUUCUGUAAGCUAUUAUGGCAGUUUGACUAUAGCACCAGAAUGCAGUGCAAAGUUCCCUAGCGAGUUUCUCUCACAGUUGUGACCAGGUCAUGAAUACUCUCCCUAUCUCACAAACAGUGUUGUUAAGUAACGAAUUACAAGUAAUCGGAUUACUUGUAACGAUUACUUUUCAAGUAAUUUAUACUUGUAACGAAUUACAUUUAAAAAAUGUAAUUCGUACUUGUAAUCGGAAUACAUAACAUUAAUUGUAAUCGAUACAUUAAGGUAAUCGAUACUUUAUAUUUACUUGCCGUUACUUUUAUUCUCGGAACGUAUAAUGAAUACAAUUAAGAACAAGAAGAUCAUACACUUUUGUAUUAGUAAAGUUUAUAAUUUUACGCUUGUAGUGCUACGAUCGUAUGCACAAUAUCUAUGAUCAAAAUUGAAUAUCCAUAGUGACUUGCAGUGUCUCCAACAUUACCCUAUCCUAAAAUCUGAUUUUUUAAAAUUUAACACAUCGCUACCGUCAAGUGCUCCCGUUGAGCGUCUUUUUAGUGUUGGUAAAGAUGUUCUUGUCAUCAAGAGAGGGAAUCUAUCUGAUGAGAACUUUAAAAUGCAAUUGUUUCGUAAGGUCAAUUCCAAAAUUUAGUGUUACUUUUAUUACGUGGUAACUACUUGUAUGAAGUCUUUUGAUGUUAUUCAAGCAAGUUUGUAGUCAAAUAUUAUUCAUUUAAUUAAGGAUAAUAAAUUUAAUCAUUACAUGAUAUCAUUUUUUUAACAAAACAUAACAUAUAUGUAUGUAUGUUUAUUAAUGUAUCAAAGUGUAAAAAAAUUGAAUCGAAGGUCAGUUUUAAAAUGGUAGCGGAAAGUAAUUGUAAUUGUAAUUGUAAUUUAACUGAUUACUUCUAUAUAAAGUAAUUUUUACUUGUAAUUAGUUACAUUAUCACCACAGUAAUUGUAAUUCAGCCCAAUUACUUUUUCCGAGUACUUUUAACAACACUGCUCACAAACUUAUCCUAUAUUGCCAUGCAGGUAGACACAUGUGGAUAUUAUCCUUAAAAACAACACACACCAAAAAGAAAUGUACACCAGUAUUAUUAAAUAAAUAAUAUGACAGAAAAGGAUAAUUAGUGCCAGAUUUUUUAAUAAAUAUGCAGAAUUUUUUUUCCCCCAGAAGCAGCUACUCUACAAAAUUACCAGUUUUCUCCUGCAAUAAUUGCCAAGAACUUAUCCAUGAAAUUGAUCAAUUUUUAAUGACUUGUAGUGAUUGUAAAAAUCAAUGUACACAUUCAUAAAUGAUUUUUUGAAAAAACAAACACUGCACAGAAACAUGAUAAAAGUGUGAGAUAUAUUAGCAGAAACUAUAGACUAAUAAAGGUGACUUCAAAUGAUACGAGAGUUUUUAAACACUGUAACAUAUUCUGUAAACAUUUACUUAAAUAUUAAUUUUUUCCGAGUAUUUAUUUCCACAAGAAAUGAGUUGACAUUUGCAUCACCUUUACAGGAGAAUAAGAGAUGAAGAGAGAAAGAGAAAAAUUACACACACUUCUCCUUUCCUGAUUGUGAUUGGUCUUCUACCAGUGACCUCAACCCUAAGAGCAACAAUGCCACUCUUCCAAAAAAACUUUACGUUAACCCGACAAUGUUGAUUCCCAUACUUUAUCUAGCAGUUUCAAGAAUAGGCAAUUGGACAUUCCGACACUCUCUAGCAGAAUGAAACUAUCGGAUCAGUCCUCUAGAGGAAUUAUUCAGACAGCGUCAUAAAUAGGGCCCUUGAUUUAGGGUGUGAAAUCUAACCAGGAAAUACAUCACUGGGAGGCUGUUAUGGGUCCUUAAAGGUUUUGUAACACUUAAAAAUAUUAUGGAUUAUCCACUUGUGUGGAAAAAUAUUUUAUGUGAAGUAGCCAAACAUGAGCCAAUAUGAGUUUAAAGCUAUAGCAUUUUUUCACGAUCCAAAAGCUAUAUGCUAUGUGAUGACUUCCUAAAUCUACCCACGUUAGAGGGCUCAACAAGCCAGGAAUAGUCAAACUGUCUAAUUUUUUUGGAGUGGCACCACUUCGCCUUUCAUUUGUUGUUUCUCCACCUCUGUCCCAAGCCACCUUGUGUAUUUGUUUCGUAUUGUGGGGCAACAUGUGAGGUCUGACACGUAAUCCAAAGUAUAAAGAAGAAUAAGUGAAAGGAAGCUUAUUAAAAAAAAAGAAAUAACUACCUAGUUCCAAAGCAAUGCUGUGAGAAAAACAGCCUAAUGGGUGUAUUGGGUGAUGAAAGCACCAUAUCAUCUCAACUCAUUGAAAUCAUAGAAUUAUGAAUAUGUAUUUACCAGAACUGACAUUUGUAAACAACCGUUUUUACACUGUGCAAAAUUUUAUUGCAUUUUAUACAUAUGUACUGCAUUUUUGUCCUGUAAAUAUUGUACAGAAAUAAUCUUUGGCUAAUGACGCUUUGGUAGGAGUUACAGCAACUACGUAUGUGUUUUGUAAAUGUACUAAAAAUGGCUACCUUUUUUUGAUUUUGUCAAAUCAAAAAUUUCAACGUUUUGCUUCUUUAUUGCUGAAAGCCUAAACUCUUUUUAAAAUUACUUUUUGUUUUUAAUUUUGCUGCUUUGCCAUUGAGGUGAGAUAUUUUGAAACCAUAUCUGCAGCAAACCGACUUCUGUUCUGCACGGUGCUUUAAGUGGAUAUAAAAAAUUUUAAAAAAAAUUAUGUAUAUAAUUGCGAAACAUAACUAUGGAAAUUCUCACUGACAUAACUUAGAAGUCAGGUUCUAAGUGCACAAAGAACAAGAAACGUAGGAGAGUAUCAGCAGUGAAUGUGAUGUAAUGUAAAAAAAAAUGCUUCGUUGUUCCUUCCUUAUUUACCAAGAGCUGUAGAGCUAUGGCCACUGUAUGUUGUACUGCUUCUGAAUAUGUUGGUUGUUAGCGAGUUGGCCUACUGUACAUUGUUAAGAGAAUACAGAGCUCUGUAUUUAUACGUUAGUUGUUCCUAUAUUUAUGUUUUAACUUGCAAACUGUGUGUAUGUAUCAAGAAUACCUGUUAUCCUAUGUAUAGUGUAUGAUAUGGUACGUGUAAAAUAAUGAUAAUAAAUAGGAUAUGUGUUGUAUUUUGUAGCUCACAUUUUGCACAAGAAACUACUUAUAAUAAACAAUAUUAAAC
This is a messenger RNA of Bacillus rossius redtenbacheri, 9657 nucleotides long. RefSeq names its product roundabout homolog 2-like. The record is from RefSeq and is a predicted model, not a curated record. The coding region runs from base 423 to 3935 and encodes 1170 amino acids. Gene Ontology annotation, biological process: cell-cell adhesion. The transcript is spliced from 17 exons. Gene Ontology annotation, molecular function: protein binding. NCBI's taxonomy places the organism in Eukaryota, Metazoa, Arthropoda, Insecta, Phasmatodea, Bacillidae.